AAUGAUUGAUACUGCAUGAUUCAGUACUAUUUUCUCAUGUUUGAGAUUCUUCGAUUCCAGGCAAAUAGAAUUUUAAGGCAAAAGAUUGUUGAGGAUCAGUUUCUCGAUCUUGUUAGUGUUGAAACAGAAGUGCGCUCAGUUUACAAAGAGCUCUACAGCAUUUACAAAACUACACUCAAAUCCAAGAGUUCAAUAAAUGAGGUGAAUCAGGUUGCUCAGCUGAGGAUCAUCAUAAAACCAAAAUCCUGCAAUGGUGUUGGGCCAUUGUGCACUGCACAACAGAUCUGCUAUCAUGUUCUUGGCCUUGUUCAUGGCAUAUGGACACCCGUUCCUCAAGCUGUGGAAGAUUACAUUGCAACUCCAAAACCUAAUGGCUACCAAAGUCUACACACAACAGUGAUACCAUUUCUUAACGAGAGUAUGUUUCAUUUGGAAGUUCAGAUAAGAACAGAAGAUAUGGAUUUAAUAGCUGAAAUAGGCAUUGCUGCACAUUACAGUGGAAGAGGAGUGGUUUCUGGACCUGUUCGGCCUGGAAUAUCAAGUGGAAGAAAUGCCAAGGGGAAAGUAAUCUGCUUGAACAACACAAGAUUUGAUGGCCGCCGACGCGAUGGUAGGGAUGGCAACCGUGGACGCUGUGGUCGUGGCUUUGGUAACAAGCAGAGCGUUGGCACUCCCAGUGCAGGAAAGAAGACCACUUUUGGUGAUGAUUGA
Zea mays is the source of this 711-nucleotide messenger RNA. Its product is annotated as putative GTP diphosphokinase RSH1, chloroplastic. Gene Ontology annotation, biological process: guanosine tetraphosphate metabolic process. The record is from RefSeq and is a predicted model, not a curated record. The coding region runs from base 16 to 711 and encodes 231 amino acids. The transcript has 7 exons. Lineage: Eukaryota; Viridiplantae; Streptophyta; Magnoliopsida; Poales; Poaceae.